Molecule: messenger RNA, 387 nt
Organism: Cucurbita maxima (winter squash)
Lineage: Eukaryota; Viridiplantae; Streptophyta; Magnoliopsida; Cucurbitales; Cucurbitaceae
Exons: 1
Coding region: 1-387 (128 amino acids)
Source: RefSeq, a predicted model, not a curated record
AUGACUUCGACUUCACAGAACAUUCGAAACUUAGAGAUGAAAGUAGGAGAAGGUGUUUUUGAGUAUUUUACAAGAGUUAUGUCUACUGCUAAUGAUAUGAGAAAUUGCGGAGAAGAUAUGUCGGAUGUCAAAAUUGUUGAGAAAAUACUUCGAAGUCUCACCGAUAAAUUCAACUUCGUAGUAUGCUCAAUUGAAGAAUUCAAGGACAUUGACCAAUUAACAGUCGAUGAAUUACAGGUAUUUUUGCUUGUACAUGAACAAAAGGUGAUUGAUAAGAGGAGUGAAGAGCAGGUUCUAUACCAAGGUAUGGACAAGGAAGAGGCAAAGGGACAUUUUAGAGAGGAAGAGGUUACUCUAGAGGACUGGAAAGAGGUAGAUCUUUUGUGA